Messenger RNA from Lampris incognitus (smalleye Pacific opah), 5212 nucleotides. RefSeq names its product RNA polymerase II elongation factor ELL2-like. Gene Ontology annotation, cellular component: transcription elongation factor complex. Gene Ontology annotation, molecular function: cis-regulatory region sequence-specific DNA binding. Gene Ontology annotation, biological process: transcription elongation by RNA polymerase II; positive regulation of transcription elongation by RNA polymerase II; snRNA transcription by RNA polymerase II. Lineage: Eukaryota; Metazoa; Chordata; Actinopteri; Lampriformes; Lampridae. The record is from RefSeq and is a predicted model, not a curated record. The transcript has 12 exons. Bases 15 to 1844 code for a protein of 609 amino acids.
GAGAAAACCCAGCGAUGGCUUCGCUGAGGCAAGAGUACCACUAUGGGCUGUCCUGUGGGAAAAUUAACAGAAAUACUCCGAACAAGACUUUGUACCACGUCAAGCUCACCGACACGGCUAUCAGAGCCCUGGAAGCCUACCAGAAUCUGAAGGGAUCCAUACCAAGUCAACCCUCUAUCUGUUUCAAAGGAAACCAAGGGUACAUCAAAAUCCCUGCACCUGCUCAAGACUCACCUUCCGCCCUACGCGUCUUCUCCUUCUACUUGUCCAGUGACAGCAAAGACCAGCCUCAGGCUAGUUUCGACUGCAUCCACCAAUACGUUUCAAGUGAGGGCCAUGAGCAGCUGGAAGGCCAGGGCAGCAUCCAAGACAAGAUCACUGUGUGUGCCACUGACGAUUCCUACCAGAUGACCCGGGAGAGAAUGUCUCAGGUGGAGAAGGACAGCUGGAGCCGCUCUGCCAUUGAGAUUAAACCUGGAGCCACGUAUCCAAGUAAAUGUGUCAAGUUCCAGAAGAGGCCAGCUCCUCUGACUGCAUCAGACAACAGCCUGCAUAAGCCGUUGUCCAACAAUUGGAGAAACAGCAACCCUGGACUUCUGACCCAGAGGCCGCUGAGGGAACGCAUCAUCCACCUGCUGGCUCUCAAACCCUACAGGAAACCUGAGCUGCUGCUGUGGCUGGACAGGGAGAGGGCCAGCCCCAAAGACAAGGCCGAACUGGCUGCCGUGCUGGAGGAGGUGGCCAAAGCGAAUCCCAAAGACAGCAGCUACAUGCUGAAGGAUGACUUCUACCGGCACGUGCAGAGGGACUGGCCAGGCUACGCCGAAGAGGAGAGACAGUUAAUCAGCAGGCUGCUGGCCAGAAAAACGCAACUGCACAAUGGCAGCCAAAUAAGGAGUUUCCAAGCAAACUCAUCUCUCCAAAAGAGCUCAGAUGAUUCUCCACUGCAUCAGAGUGCAGUCAAAAAUCCUGCUGUGAAACGCCCAGUGCCUUCUGAGUCACAGGACAGCCUGGCUGUUAAGAGACAACGACCAUCGGAGCAGAAGCCGCAACAGCCGCCCCCUGUAAACCGACUGCAACACACUAAAGGAGGACAAGAUCACACGCCUGCUUCCCUCAACCCCAGUUUCCACACAAAGACUGAGUUUCAAAGGAUAAGUCAUGUUGGUAACCAAAAUGGCUUCCCAGGGGGCCAAAACGGUUCUCCACUUAUGCACAAACUGUCUAGCUCCUCUAACACACCUGUAUCAGAGUCUGGGAGACAAGAGUCCAAAAUGAACAGCAAGCAGCUCCCACAGGACGACUCUGACUGCAAACACCAGCAGCAGCUCACCAGCAGCCAGCACAGAAAGAAAAAAUCAAAAAAGCACAAAGAUAAGGAGAGGGAAAAGUCAAAAGACAACAAUGGCGUUGAAUGGUUAGAAACCAGCCCUGAUCUCAAGCCGAACCCUGACAAACUUGACAAUCCUGACAUCACAAACGCUGUGUCCUCUGAGGAGAGGCCGGAUUACUUGCUUACAUACAGCAGCAUAACUAGUGUGGAGCAGCGCCAGAGGUACCAGGAGGACUUCUGUGCAGAGUACGACGAGUACAAAGACCUUCACUCCAGGAUCGCCACCAUCACACACAUGUUUGUUCAGCUCGGCUCCAAGAUCAAAAGUCUGUCCCCGGGCACGCAAGAAUACAAGAUAAUGGAAGACCAAAUACUGGAGAAGUACAAGAAGUAUAGAAAAAAGUUCCCAGCCUACCGGGAAGAGAAGAAGCGCUGCGAAUAUCUCCACGAGAAACUCUCCCACAUAAAACAGCUCAUUACAGACCACGACGUCACCCAUGCAUCUUCUUAGCAUCGGCUGCUCCUCCUGUGUGUGUUGACCACUGGUUUCUCAGAUCGCACGCCAUAAUUUGGAUAAAGAACAUUGUCUUAAAAAAAAAAUGUAUUUCACUUUAGAGCCCUUUCAAGGCUUUUUUUGAAUGUGACUUCGAAGGUCAAUAGCAAAUGUUGGCUCUGGGACCAAGGACAAUGCUGUGACCGCUGAUCGCAGCACAGCAACAGACUUCCUUCUGAUAUUGUAAGUCUACAUGUCUGUGAUAUCAGAUGCCGUCUUUUCAUAAACAGCGUUUGUUAGAAUACAUUCAAAGGUACCCUUUCUUGAUUUAUAAGGGAACUGUGUGCAAAACAUAGUAAGACGACGAACAAUUAGAUUUGUUAUAGUUGUAAGUUCUAUCAAAACCAAUGUCAGUGUCAGCCAUUUCCUCGGAAGUGUAUCGUAUGUAGUCGUGAGGACUUACACUUGCUCAGUCAGUUAUGGACGCAUGGUCUUUAACUGUAAUACUGCUCAAGGCAAAGAUAUGCUUGAAAAAAAAAAAAAAAAAAAAAACGAUCCAGCGACUCAAUCUAUAUGCAGCAUACAAACGUGCGCAAACGUGCACCAAGUAUUAGGACCAUCUUCCAAUGAAUCGCACCACCUGAAUGCAGACAAUUUGAAAGCAGCAAUAUUUUUCAAUGGACAGCACAUUUUAAUCUGAUGGUCGCACAUGAAAAUGUGUGCGCACAUCUGUAAGUGAGGAGACGCAGACUGAAUUGUGCUUAGGUUUGUCAUGAAGAUGAGAAGUAUUGUUUAAACAUGCCCUUCACUUUUACAUGACAAUUACUGGACCAAAACAGCUAGCCUUAAUAACUGAUGCACACAUUAUUUAUGCAUAGUUAUUUACCCCUGACCUUGUAAAUCACCCCCCCACCCCCAUCACCAUAUCAGCACAAGGACUAGUGCAAGAUUGUUUUGAUCAACAUAAAUGUCUCUCUUCUCCAUUCCCUAUGCUUUAAACUACUGAUGUAUUUAUUUUACGCCACUUUUUCUUCUUUUUAGCCUCCUCCUUUGUUUUCGGCGUAUUGCUGUGCUUUCCUCAGCUUGAAGGGGGUCAUGUUUGUUACAUGAGAGCAAAGUGUUGGUUCGCAGUUAACCGCAAGGCCGAGGUGGAAGCGCUCGUGAGUGACACGAUUUGCUCACCAAGCAGAAUUAAUUGUACCUUUUGUCUGUGAGUUAAUUCAGUCAUGAAUUGUAAACGGAAAAUCGCGGAGGGUUGAAACCCCCUUGAGUUCUAGGGUUUUUUUUAAUUUUUUUUUUAAACACUGUCAAAAUGGCAAAUCAAGGUCUCUGAUCUGAACCUAGUGGCCGGUUUACCCAACAUACAUACAACUAGUCUUCAGGGAAAUAUUGAGCCAUAUUGGCUAGAAUUGCUAAUUUGCUGAUGUCAUAAUAAUAUAGCCAGUUUUGGUACUUGGGGAAGUUGAAGCACUAGCCUGAAGUAUAUUGUACAUGUUAGUACUUUGAUCAUUGGCACAGUUCAGGGAGGACAGUUUCUCACUUAAUCCUAGACCGGGGUAGCUGCAGACCCACAGAGUACUUCAAUUUCCGUGCAGGUUAAAACUGUCGAUUAAAGGUCACGUAAUUUUGAAUGUUCAAGCAGUCAAUGACGUAGAAGCCUUAAGAAAAUCCAAGACUUUUGAAGGGUUCAAUUUUCAAACUGCCAAUAUCAUAUAGGUGUCAUUAUCCAAACACAUCUGUCAACUGCCUUAUACGUUUUUAGCUGUUACUCUGAGAACUGUUGGAGCCCUACUGCUAUGUAAAAAUGAGUGCCUCUUCAACAACGGUUCCCUCACAUCCCCAGAAGAAAUGUCCUUGAGUUUCUUUGUUCAAACAAUGUCUUUCAAAUCAUUCUUCAAGGCGGUGGUUCGCAUGGCUUUGUCAUUGGGGUCAACCGUAUAGUCAGAUGCAUUUACAUUAUAAUCCUUCUGGUACUUUGGUGUCUGAUGUUUGUUUGUAUUAAUCUUUAAAUCGUUGUCACACUACAACUGAUAGACCAAAGAAAGGCAAAUAAUUGGCCAGUCUGUAGGGUUGCCACUGUGGUUCAUGCCCCUAAUUAUUUGUUUGAAAAUCCCUUUUAAUCAUUAGCAGACUCUUCUGUGGAUGCACAAAGGGAUUUGAUGGAAAGACUGACCUCAGUGGUUACUGGUCUGUUUCAUGCACAAAUAAUCUGACUUUUUUUUUUUUGUGGCAUUUUUGCCUUUAUUGGAUAGAGGAUAGCGAAGUGGCAGACAGGAAACAAGGGGAGAGAAAGAUGGGUACGACAUGCAACAAAGGUCACUGGCUGGAAUCGAAACAAGGACAUAGGGGUUAUGUGGCAUGCACUGUAGCCAUUUGGCUACCGGGGCACCACAAAUAAUCUGACCUUCUUUUUAAAAUGGAUUGUGGAGAGCAGCGAUGUGAUGGUAUUAACUAUGGGCAAAUGCCACAGUAGCUGAUUGAAGACCAUAAUUAAAUGUGGGCUGCCAAGUAAAAUAAACAAAUCCCUACUCUGUUAAUCAGAAUAUUACAAGCAAAAAUAUGAAGUAAAUCAGUGGAAAAGAAAUAUCUUGUUUUGGACAUUGUUUCUUCUUCUUUUUUUUAUUAUCUGAGUGCAGAUUUAAAUUCUUGCCUGUAAGUAUGGCUCAAUAGAUGUUUUUAUAUUCAUCUGCUGAUGGGGAACCUAAACUUCAUUUCGUUCACAGGUUGUGUGAGGGAAGAAUAUGCAUUAAAUUGCAUUGUUAAUAAACUGCAUUUUACAAAUGUAGACUUCCUCUUGUCCUGUUGUUCAAAUUCAAAAGAGUGAAUAUUACUUCAAGAUGGGGUUUUGUGGCUGAAUUUUAAUUAUACAAGCAGAGAUGUAUUACUGGUGAUCUAAGUUUGUAUAUGAAGGUAUUCUGACCUGGUGGGUAGUUAUAAUUUUUUUUUUAAAAACGGCAACAACAACAACAAAACAACAUGGAAUUUUAAGCUGAAAAACUAAGCGAAUCUAGAAAAGAGUAAAAUUCUAUGAGGAUGUAUUUUGGGUGUAAUGAAUAAGUUUGCAGGUGUGCAAGGGAAUUAAAAGUUAACUUCUGUACAGAGUGCUGAAAUAGAAAUUAUUAUAGGGAAUAAAAAAAUCACCAGAUUGUGGGUCUUAACAUUGUCCUUGUUUUGAAGAAUGCACUGGAAGGAAGCAUAGUAACUAACGCAAUGUACAGAUCUGAGAAAUGUUGACCUCACUAAGUGAUGAUAAAUAACAUUAGUUCUGAGUAUAGUAAUACUCAAUAAUACGUUGUAAUAACAAUUGUAAUUGUGAUACAUUGUACAUUAUACAAAGGCGGUGUAAAUUUAACAAGUAGAUGCUAUCUACACAGCCAAUAGUGAUC